AUGGAAGAUGCAUCAAUCCUCUCCUGGAAGGAGAAGCGAAGGAGGUUGAAUGAAGAAAAGCAUCCGGAGCUAGCUGCUGUGUGUCGGGAUGACAGAACUCUCAUAUUGUACCCCGGACCUAAAUCCCAGAACCUGGAGGAGCUGGUGCAACGCAACGCCGAGAUCGCCGCGGUGAAAAACAACGUGAUCAUUAUAGACGGCACGUGGAGCCAGGCCAAAAACAUGUUCCUGAAGAACAGCAUGUUCCACUUGCCCAAACAGGUGCAGCUUAACAGGAUGCUGUCCAGCCAGUAUGUGAUCCGCACCCAACCCACCAACAUCUGCCUGUCCACGCUGGAAUGUGCUGCUGUGGCUUUGUCCAUCCUGGAGCAGAAGGAAGAGAUCCAAGAGAUAUUGCUGAGGCCUCUAAAAGCCCUGUGCUCCUUCCAGCUACAGCACGGCGCUCAGAUUCAUCACAGCAAAGAGCAUCUCCUCAGGAACGGCAUGUACGACAAACCCAUGCCGAAAAACAAACGCAAGAUCAAGAGGAUGGAGAAACUGAUGACUGACCACAGCAUCUGUCCAAGAUAAGAUGAGGACAAGAUUGAUGACUGAGCAGAGAAGGGUCUUGGAAUGCCUUUACACAGUUUGUUCAACUGCAUGCAGAUAACUGCAUCAUCUGCGUGCAAAUAACUGGACUUUUGUUUCAUUUGUUUCUUUUUUUUGCAAUACUUUUUUGUUCAGUUUAAUUUAUAUACUUGUUAAUAAUUUUAAAUAAACGACUAGCAUUCUACUUAGUGUUGUAUGUUACAGCAAAUCAGUCAUUUUUUUUCUUUCUAGAAAUUGUACUUGGUUCUCUACUAAAAUAUUAUUUAAAACAAGCUGGUUAAUGCUGUUGUGUAUAGUGGUACUCUCUCCUCUAUAAGGGCUGAUUUAUUUAUUUUUUAUUCAAAACAAAGUCUUAAAAAAAUAAACGUAUUUAAAGCCGACAAUUACCAAAGCUGUACAAAUGUUCGUCAUCUUUAGUGGUCAGUUUACUGACUGAAAAUGUAAAUAGAUCACUUGUAAAUAAACCCUGUUUGACCUUCAAAAACA
Molecule: messenger RNA, 1074 nt
Organism: Fundulus heteroclitus (mummichog)
Lineage: Eukaryota; Metazoa; Chordata; Actinopteri; Cyprinodontiformes; Fundulidae
Product: tRNA-uridine aminocarboxypropyltransferase 2-like
Source: RefSeq, a predicted model, not a curated record